AUGGUUGACACUCCCAAGGUCGGUAUCAACGGUUUCGGUCGUAUUGGCCGCAUUGUCCUGCGCAAUGCCCUCAACUCUGGCAAGGUCCAGGUUGUCGCCGUCAACGACCCCUUCAUUGAGCCUCACUACGCUGCCUACAUGCUGCGCUACGACAGCACCCACGGCCAGUUCAAGGGCACCAUCGAGGUCGAUGGCAAGAACGGCCUGAUCGUCAACGGCGCUCCCAUCCGUUUCUACUCUGAGCGUGACCCCUCCAACAUUCCCUGGAAAGAGACCAACGCCAAGUACGUCGUCGAGUCCACCGGUGUCUUCACCAGCACUGAGGCUGCCUCCGCUCACUUGAAGGGUGGUGCCUCCAAGGUCAUCAUCUCUGCCCCCUCCGGUGACGCCCCCAUGUUCGUUAUGGGUGUCAACGAGAAGUCAUACACCAAGGACAUCAACGUCCUCUCAAACGCCUCUUGCACCACCAACUGCCUGGCUCCCCUUGCCAAGGUUAUCGACGACAAGUUCGAGAUUAUUGAGGGUCUCAUGACCACCAUCCACUCCUACACCGCUACCCAGAAGACCGUUGACGGUCCCUCCGCUAAGGACUGGCGUGGUGGCCGCACUGCGGCCCAGAACAUUAUCCCCUCCUCCACCGGUGCCGCCAAGGCUGUCGGCAAGGUCAUCCCCAAGCUUAACGGCAAGCUGACCGGCAUGUCCAUGCGUGUGCCUACCGCCAACGUCUCCGUUGUCGACCUGACCUGCCGCAUCAAGAAUGCUGCUUCCUACGACGAGAUCAAGGCUGAGGUCAAGCGCGCCUCUGAGACUCCCGAGCUCAAGGGCAUCCUCGGCUACACUGAGGAUGAUAUUGUCAGCACUGAUCUCAUCGGUGAUGACCACUCUAGCAUCUUCGACGCCAAGGCCGGUAUUUCUUUGAACGGCAACUUCGUCAAGCUCGUCUCUUGGUACGAUAACGAGUGGGGUUACUCCCACCGUGUUGUUGACCUGAUCAAGCACGUCGCCAGUGUGGAUGCUGCCAACUAA
This is a messenger RNA of Penicillium odoratum, 1026 nucleotides long. RefSeq names its product glyceraldehyde 3-phosphate dehydrogenase GpdA (gene gpdA). The record is from RefSeq and is a predicted model, not a curated record. Gene Ontology annotation, biological process: glucose metabolic process. Bases 1 to 1026 code for a protein of 341 amino acids. Gene Ontology annotation, molecular function: oxidoreductase activity, acting on the aldehyde or oxo group of donors, NAD or NADP as acceptor; NADP binding; NAD binding. NCBI's taxonomy places the organism in Eukaryota, Fungi, Ascomycota, Eurotiomycetes, Eurotiales, Aspergillaceae. The transcript has 4 exons.